This is a messenger RNA of Cephus cinctus (wheat stem sawfly), 3602 nucleotides long. RefSeq names its product glycogen phosphorylase (gene Glyp). Gene Ontology annotation, molecular function: glycogen phosphorylase activity; pyridoxal phosphate binding. The transcript has 11 exons. Gene Ontology annotation, cellular component: cytoplasm. NCBI's taxonomy places the organism in Eukaryota, Metazoa, Arthropoda, Insecta, Hymenoptera, Cephidae. The record is from RefSeq and is a predicted model, not a curated record. Gene Ontology annotation, biological process: glycogen catabolic process. The coding region runs from base 288 to 2822 and encodes 844 amino acids.
AAUUAAGAUAUCCGUAUCCUGGUAUCAAUUGAUCAAAGUAAUGUUACUACCACAUGACGAGAUGGGUAUCCCUUUUGAAUCUCCCGCUAUUAAGAUGGCGCUCUACGUUGCUCAGACUCUCCGCUAGGGAGCGCAUGCGUGACCUUGUGACAAGGUGACCGCCUCUAUGUCACAUAAGAAACAUCAUUCGCGCUUAGCAGGUCGUUCGAGCAUCGUCGUGCCGUUCCCAGUUCGCGAAGUCUAGUAAACGUUCGACAGAAGGUUCACCCGGCGACCCGGUUUCAAAGAUGUCCAUGUCGGACGUGGAUCACGAGAAGAGAAAGCAGAUUUCGGUGCGGGGUAUCGUUGACGUUGAGAAUGUCAGCAACUUCAAGAAGACCUUUAACAGGCAUCUCCAUUACACCCUGGUUAAGGAUCGUAAUGUUGCGACUACCCGAGAUUAUUAUUUUGCAUUAGCCCACAGCGUCAAGGACAACCUUGUCUCGCGAUGGAUUAGAACUCAGCAACAUUACUACGAAAAGGAUCCCAAGAGGAUAUACUAUCUGUCGUUAGAGUACUACAUGGGCAGAUCUUUGCAGAACACUAUGAUUAAUCUUGGGAUUCAAGGAGCUUGCGACGAAGCUAUGUAUCAGAUGGGUCUGAAUAUUGAGGAGCUUGAAGAACUCGAAGAUGAUGCUGGUCUCGGUAAUGGAGGAUUGGGAAGAUUAGCUGCAUGUUUCCUAGACAGUAUGGCUACUAUAGGACUGGCAGCUUAUGGCUAUGGUAUAAGAUACGACUAUGGUAUCUUUGCUCAGAAAAUUAAGAAUGGCGAACAAGUCGAGGAGCCUGAUGAUUGGCUUCGUUAUGGAAAUCCGUGGGAAAAGGCACGUCCGGAAUUUAUGCUUCCGGUGAACUUUUAUGGUCACGUCAUUGAUACUCCCGAGGGCAAGAAGUGGGUGAACACGCAGGUCGUAUUCGCUAUGCCCUAUGAUAAUCCUAUUCCUGGAUACAAUAACAAUAUUGUUAACACGCUGAGACUGUGGUCCGCCAAGUCACCGAUUGAGUUCAAUCUCAAGAUCUUUAACGACGGCGACUAUAUACAAGCUGUUAUUGAUCGUACCCUGGCCGAGAAUAUUUCCAGAGUUCUCUACCCCAAUGACAACUUCUUUGAGGGUAAAGAACUUCGUCUGAAGCAGGAGUACUUCAUGGUGGCAGCUACUUUGCAAGAUAUCAUCCGGCGUUAUAAAUCUAGUAAAUUUGGCUCACGAGAUCAUCAUAGGACAGACUUUGAUUCCUUCCCUGACAAGGUCGCUAUUCAAUUGAACGACACGCACCCGUCACUGGCGAUUCCCGAACUCAUGAGGAUCUUUCUUGACGUCGAGGGUCUUCCGUGGGAGAAGGCUUGGGAUAUCACUACACGUACUUGUGCGUAUACAAAUCACACCGUACUUCCAGAAGCUUUGGAACGCUGGCCAACCAGUAUGCUCGAGAGCAUCCUGCCUAGACAUUUGCAGAUCAUCUAUCAUAUAAAUUUCCUUCAUCUUCAGGAAGUCUCCGCUAAAUAUCCUGGUGACUUGGACCGUUUACGUCGUAUGUCACUGGUUGAAGAAGACGGUGAGAAGAGAAUCAACAUGGCUCAUCUGUCAAUUGUAGGAAGUCAUGCGAUCAACGGUGUCGCUUGGAUUCACUCUGAAAUUCUUAAGAAGAGCGUCUUCCGUGAUUUCUAUGAAAUGACGCCAGAUAAGUUCCAGAAUAAGACAAAUGGUAUCACUCCAAGAAGAUGGCUGUUGCUCUGCAAUCCUAAUCUGUCUGACAUAAUUGAAGAGAAAAUUGGUAGCGAUUGGACGGUGCAUUUGGAGCAGCUUCAGCAGCUGAAACAAUGGGCCAAAGAUCCUUCCUUCCAGCGAGAUAUCAUUAAAGUCAAACAAGAGAAUAAACUCCGUUUAGCUCAACUCUUGCAGAAAGAUUAUGGUAUUAAGAUCAAUAGUGCGUCCAUCUUUGACAUUCAGGUUAAACGUAUUCACGAGUACAAACGUCAGUUGUUGAACUGUCUACACAUUAUCACACUGUACAAUCGUAUCAAGAGGGAUCCAUCUGCUCCGUUUGUGCCAAGGACGAUAAUGAUCGGUGGCAAAGCUGCACCAGGUUAUCACUUGGCCAAGAAGAUCAUUAAGUUGAUCUGCAGUGUUGGUAAUGUGGUAAACAAUGACCCAAUAGUCGGAGAUAAACUGAAGGUUAUCUUCUUGGAGAAUUAUAGAGUCACGUUGGCUGAAAAAAUAAUUCCUGCAGCCGACUUGAGCGAGCAGAUCUCGACUGCAGGUACUGAGGCUUCAGGAACUGGAAACAUGAAAUUCAUGCUGAACGGUGCUCUGACCAUCGGAACACUGGAUGGUGCGAAUGUAGAGAUGGCUGAAGAAAUGGGACGCGAAAAUAUCUUUAUCUUUGGCAUGACUGAAGAAGACGUUCAAGCAUUACAGAAGAAAGGAUAUAACGCGUACGAUUAUUAUAACAAAUUACCAGAGGCGAAGCAGUGUAUUGAUCAAAUCCAAGGAGGAUUCUUCAGUCCGAGCAAUCCUGAUGAAUUCAAGGAUAUUGCUGAUGUUCUCCUUAAAUGGGAUAGGUUCUAUCUCCUUGCUGAUUAUGAGAGUUACAUUAAGACUCAAGAUGAAGUCAGUAAAGUUUACCAGGAUGAAACCAAAUGGGUAGAGAUGGCGAUUCACAAUAUCGCGUCCUCAGGCAAAUUCUCAUCGGACAGGACGAUCGCCGAUUACGCCCGUGAUAUCUGGGGAGUAGAACCAACUUGGCAACGACUUCCGGCGCCUCAUGAGCCUCGUGAUAUUUAAACAAUAGAUAUUACAUGAAAUAUACUCGUCAGAUAUCAUUAAAAAUGUCUAUUGCGUCCAUAACAUGCGGCAGCUCAGGCGGACGGAUUUUCAUGUGGGGUAAAAUGCGAUUCCAUUUCUUUUCCUCGUCAUGACAAUCCCUCGAGGAAAACUGGAUUUUAAUCUCAACGAAUAACGCAAGAGAACUUUGCGACUGGCGAAUUGGGAUUACAUACUGGAUCAAAAUCACAUGGAUAUUGUAUAUUUCAUACGAUGAAAAAAGCAACAAUAUUAAGCGACUAAGAGAUCUCAGCGAAAUUUUGCUGUACUUUACUGCCUCCUACAAUAUAAUAAAAGGUUUAAUCUGUCAAACCGCGAUGACAGUACUAAGAUAGCAUGAUACAUACAAAUAAAAUUCGCGAAUUCGUACAUGAUAACGGAAAGAACUCUAUUCACAACGAUAAUCGCGAAUAUCUUGUUUCUAGUUAUUGUAGAUUACAAAAUUGUUCUACAUAUUCGCACAGCCGUUUGGCGAGAAUAAAAUUUCAAAUAUUUUGUUGUCUUUCGUGAAUCUUUAAAUCGCAUACGAAUAUUAACGUUAUUAGAGAGAGAUUAUAAACUAUCUCAUGUUAUCACGGAGAUAUGUAUUACUAGUAGAUCACAGGCGUAAACGUGUUCCGUAUGUGCUGUUCAAAAAGUUUUUAUUAGUUAUAAUACCAGUGAAUUGCCGUUAUCGCUAUGGAAAGGGCUUCCGAUCAAAAUAAUUUCAUUUUAAUAAAUUAUGGUUUGGCGCGCAACGUA